Molecule: messenger RNA, 1386 nt
Organism: Durotheca rogersii
Lineage: Eukaryota; Fungi; Ascomycota; Sordariomycetes; Xylariales; Xylariaceae
Exons: 1
Coding region: 329-1252 (307 amino acids)
Source: RefSeq, a predicted model, not a curated record
AAGAUAGGAAAAGGAGAAAAAAAAAGGGUGUAAAAAAAGAAAUUGGACAUGGGUCUCAGAGGAAGAGGGUGUGUUGCCUUAUGUAAAAUGCACACCCCCCUAAUAUCGUCUAGGCCGCCUUUUUUCUCCAGAUCUUUAAUAUCUCGACGUUGCAUACGCACGCAAGGCUCCGGCGAGGCGGUCGCGGAGAAAAGAUCACCGGACCGCGCACGAGGCCGGCUUUCGAGAGUAGCUGGACGAGGGGAAGAGGGGGGAGACAGAGCCUGGCCACGAAUGAGGGGAUUGGGGGGGAGGCUGGCUUUCCUGCGUACAGAUCACCGCGAUCAAUAUGGAGUUCAUAUCGAUCGCUCGGAGCGCGACCCCCUCGUCCGGCUGCGCGCGCCCGCGAUCCUGCAGAGGGCACCUCCUUCAUUCCUCACCGCCGGUUGUGCUGGUUGCUCACUUGCCGUCCAUGGCGUCCCGGUUGCGCCGUCGGACGGCAGACAAGUCUGAGACAAAUGUAGCCUGCAGGCCACGGGGCAAGGAGAUCCUGCCCCAGACUCUUUUCGUCCUCUCUCUCUCUCUUUCUCUCUAUCUCUCUCUCCUCCCGCGACACCCCCUUGGAGAGCGGAUGGUAAGGCAGCGGGGCGGUAGAGGGGACAUCUGGGCGCUAAAAAAGAUAUUCUGCCGUCGUGACGUUGCGGUCCUACGGCGCAGCUCCCAUCGUGACCCUCGAGAUGGAACCAGAGGAAACAGAACGAAAAAAAAAAAAAUUAGCAUCGUCAGGGUGCCGGCAGAGAAGGCGAUGGUGUCCCUUGCACGUCUAUACGGCCGACCUAGCCUGCCCGUCGACGUUACCUAUCUGGUCACCUUGCCUGUCUGGCUGUCCAGUCCUACCACCCCAGGUCGAUCAGCCGGCGGCUCGGCGGCAGGAGUUGCGGGGGAAUAUCUGUGCGGGCUAGGGAUGAGGGCGGCGACGAGGGAGACGACAGGGGCACUCCUAUUCUCGUUGGUGUCAUCGUCGCUAUUGCCGCGUCUGCCAGUGUUGCCGUUACCUGGCCUUGCGGGAGUAACAUCCCCAGCCGGCAGCGGGGCCCGCAACGCAACCGAGCCGUGGAGGAACCAAAGGAGGGAAAAAAGAGAGAGGAUCCGGGGAGAAGAGGCAAGGCCCGUUCGACGUCUUCGUCCUCGGAGGAGAGAGGCAGCAGUGCGAGGUCGCGCGAGCGCGCAGGGCGCACUCGCACAUAACCUACUUACCUACCUAUCUACCUAGGUAUCUAUCUAGGUACCUGAACCACAUUGACAUGCCUCUCCUUCUUCUGCUGGCGGUGAUGCAUCUUCGUCAUCUCCUGCGGCUCCUGUGGCUCUCCUACCGCCCUCUGCUGGCCCCCCCGGCUAAAUUCGCAG